Messenger RNA from Ostertagia ostertagi, 558 nucleotides. The record is from the annotation of a GenBank genome assembly. Lineage: Eukaryota; Metazoa; Nematoda; Chromadorea; Rhabditida; Trichostrongylidae.
AUGAACUAUUAUUACGCCCCAAGUGUCAGUCAACCCGACGAACAUACUUUUCUAUGUGGUUAUAAUAAGGUUCGCCGUUAUGGUACAACACAACCACCGACCGUAGAUCAUUUACCUAGGAAAUAUAUAAAUUAUACGGUCAAACCCGACGACACUUUACAGGGCAUCGCUCUUAAGAAUGACUGUUCGGUGUCAUCUAUUGUACGAGCGAACAAAUUGUGGUCAAUGGACGCUCUUCAUCUGAAAACAUCGAUCCGGAUACCCAUAGGAAAUGAUAGCCAUAGAACGGGUAGCGCUCGAGAACUGCGAAGUCAGCGCAGUGAGCCACCCAAGCCUGUCGAAAAGACGGAUGACCGUCCACAGGAAAGCAUGAAGGAUAUUUUUAGUCGAAUUGAUAACGCUAUAAAAACAACGUCCACAACGGUGCGCAAACUUGAACGGGAAUCAACGUUGGAUGAAAUAGACCGAUCUCACGAUGAAUGUCGACAAAGUCGAUCAAGGAGGCAAAUUUCACUUCCGAAAUUACUACAUAGUGAUUAUUAUAAUGAACUGUCUUAA